Camellia sinensis is the source of this 651-nucleotide messenger RNA. The record is from RefSeq and is a predicted model, not a curated record. Lineage: Eukaryota; Viridiplantae; Streptophyta; Magnoliopsida; Ericales; Theaceae.
GACCUCAGCCCACUCCUUCUUCUUCUUCCUCCAUCUUCGUUAGGGUUUUUGCAGAGUUGAAAGUUUACAGGCAUUCAUCAUCAUCCGUAGAGUGAAAAGAGUAGUAAUCUUCACCUUUUGUUACCUUCAAUGGAUUCUUCUUCUGUAAAUUCUGCCCAACUUCAGCAUUUAAUCGAUCAAGAAAAGCAUAAGGCAAUUGCUAAUGAAAUGGUGGCAAAGCUUACAAGCGAAUGCUGGGACAAAUGCAUCACUAGUACUCCUGGAAGCAAGUUCAGCUCCAGUGAAUCGUCUUGUCUUUCCAACUGUGCUCAACGCUAUAUGGAUAUGUCUCUUAUUAUGAUCAAACGCUUUCAGUCCAUGAAUUCCUCCAUGCACUGAAGACCCCAACUACUAAUCAAUAUUGUCUCUUAUCUUCCACUAGGUUCAUGUGGUCAGUCAAUUUUCAGUUGAAAAUGUUUUGUAUUUGUGGUACUGCUACUUACUAAAUGCCUUCUCUUGUAAUCAAUUUAUUUUUAGUCCUCAGUUCUCAUAGAAGUCUUUUAUUAUGGAGAAUGGAAGCGGUUUGUGUUUUAGGUCGUGCUUGUAUUAAUGAUUUGAGGGAUUUGUUUAAGAGAAGGAAAGAGGGGAAAAAUUUACCUCCUAUUUCAUUCA